Molecule: messenger RNA, 303 nt
Organism: Staurois parvus
Lineage: Eukaryota; Metazoa; Chordata; Amphibia; Anura; Ranidae
Source: the annotation of a GenBank genome assembly
UCUGCGUUCCUGCGGUCCCCAUUUUGCGCGGGCAUGAGAGCCGAUUCAUUUGAAUGGACUCCUGUGCUCCAGUACAUGCAGAGAAGAAGUCCCUGCAGUUUUUCUGAAAACGCAGCCCGCAAAGGAACCUUGGUUCCCAGCACGGUUGCGCUUUCCAGUGCGGGCGGCGUGCCAUUAGAAUAAAUGGCACCCGCCUGCGGGUCCACAUUCCUCUGUGCGGGUGGUGCGGCUGCACGGAUUUUCGUGCGGAUCUGCAGCAGCACCACCCGCACAUAUGUGAACCUAGCCUUAAAGCUCCCUAAA